Molecule: messenger RNA, 327 nt
Organism: Arctia plantaginis
Lineage: Eukaryota; Metazoa; Arthropoda; Insecta; Lepidoptera; Erebidae
Source: the annotation of a GenBank genome assembly
AUGUUGUUGGAUGAAGUGAUGCCCACGAUGCGGAGUCUCAGUCCUGAUGCUGAAGAUAUGAGUUCUCAUCCUAAGAAGCCCAGGAAUAUCCAGGAGUUCAAGGGUUUAUUUGAGAGGAAGAUUCAGCUAGACAACGUGCUAUCCGACUCUAUCACCGAUUUGAAUCCUGAUCAAGAAACCAUCGAAUGUAUUGAAAAGAAACUUUGUGUGCCGGCUGAAAGCUUUUCAACCUCUUUAAAUAAAAUAGAAAAAAUAUUAUUAGGAACCGGUGUGUACACAGAACAGAACGGCGCCAAUAAUGAAUGGCGCAUGAAUUCACUCAUCUGA